AUGUCGACCGACGUCGUGAGCGACGUAGCGCCUCUAGAUCCUGGGGCUCCCGCUUCCCAGUCCCAGGGAUCAGGACCCAGCUCUGACCCUCAACCAAAUGCACAUGCAGCAGGUCCUGCUCCGACACCAGUCUCCAAUCAACAUGCCACCGGCCCUGAGGACCAGAUCGAAUGUGCAAAGCCGACUGCUGCCGUAUUUUUGAACUCGCCGCCCGAUAGUAACAAUGCGACCAAGUCCGAUACUAGCGACUCGGAGCUGAGCGAACUUGAAGAAGAACCAACGCUCGACGAUGCACCAUCCGCACCCACGCCCCAACCUGCGUCUGCAUCUGCACCUGCUGCGCCUGAGGCUACGACUAAUUCUGUGCAUUCGCCAACUGAGAGGCCCGAGGGAGCAAAAGAAGAAGACGAAGAGGACAUCGGAGAAGUACUUCCCGACGACUGGUCUGGCGCAGUCCCCAUCUUUCGCCCAACAUGGCACCAAUUCAAGGAUUUCCAGAAAUUCAUGAAAAAGGUUGACCGCUAUGGCAUGAAAUCCGGCAUCAUCAAGAUCAUCCCUCCAAGGGAAUGGAAAGAUGCCCAGCCCCCCUUGGACGAACUUGUCAAGCACAUCCGAGUUCGAGAACCCAUCAAGCAAGAUAUCAUGGGAUCCAAUGGUACAUACCGUCAAGUCAAUAUUCUUCAUGGCCGGUCCUACAAUGUUCCACAGUGGCGACAACUCUGUGGACAGAGCGAGCACCAGCCUCCCGCCAGACGCGGUGAACGCCGAGCCAAUGCCGAUAAGCUCAAGCCAGCUAGGUCGAGAAAUGUCGUCUCAAAAGAGCCCAAACAAUCAACCCCAAAGAAGCGUGGUAGGGGCCGACCAGCCAAGAACAAGGGCAAAAAGAGGUCAGAUGAUGGGGAUGAACGUCCCAUGACUCCUGUCUCGCCCAAGCCAGAGCCUGAGGAAGAGAAAGACAAGGCUGUUGACUCCAUUGAGCAGGAACUCGAGGAAGAUGUCCAAGAAGAUGACGAGCCCACUGUUGGCAGGAUGGGCGGUCAAAUGGGCGGCGCUAAAACACCUAAACCCAAGACGCAGUCUGUGUCGGCUCGUCGCAAGUACAGCCGACGCGAGGGAUCCACCAUGAUUGACGAGGCAGCGUUCAAAGAUUUCGAUUAUCGUAUGGAUAUUUCCGAGUUUACCCCGGAGCGAUGCGAAGAACUGGAACGAGCAUACUGGAAGACUCUUACCUAUGCCGCGCCGUUGUAUGGGGCCGACAUGAUGGGCACCCUUUUCGAUGACCGAACAGACACUUGGAAUCUUAACAAGCUUCCGAAUCUGUUGGAUGUCCUUGGUACAAAAAUCCCUGGAGUCAACACGGCAUAUCUCUACUUAGGCAUGUGGAAAGCUACCUUUGCCUGGCAUCUCGAAGAUGUGGAUCUUUACAGCAUCAACUAUCUUCAUUUUGGUGCGCCCAAGCAGUGGUAUAGCAUUUCUCAGGCUGACGCUCGUCGAUUUGAAGGUGCCAUGAAGAGCGUGUGGCCUGCUGAUGCUAAAGCGUGCAACCAGUUUUUGCGGCACAAGGGCUUUUUGAUUUCUCCCCAUCACUUGCUGCAACAUUACGGAAUCAAGGUGAAUAAGGUGGUGUCGUACCCCGGCGAGUUUGUGGUGACAUAUCCUUACGGCUACCAUUCGGGUUAUAAUCUGGGCUACAACUGUGCCGAGGCCGUCAAUUUCGCCCUAGACACUUGGCUGGAGAUGGGCAAAAUUGCCAAGAGAUGCGAAUGCGCACAAGCUCAAGACAGUGUCUGGAUCAAUGUUUACGAAAUUGAGCGGAAACUUCGCGGGGAGGAAACAGAAUAUGAGGAGACCGAGGACGAGGACGACGAGGACGACGAGGAUCUAUCUGGCUUGCCCACGCCGCCAGCGACCAACGGUGUUAAGUUCAAGGAUGCAAGCAGGAAGAGAAAACGAGGUCCAGGUGAAAAGAAGACCAGAGUUAAGAGGGUCAGGCUACGACUCAAGGCUAAAGUGGAACCACCAUGCUGCCUCUGCCCCAACGACAUUUCCCAUUUUGACAUCCUUCCCACAGACGAUGGUCGCAAGGCUCACAAGCUAUGCGCCCUUUACAUCCCUGAAACGUACAUAGAUUCUGUGGAUGGCAAGGAGGUCAUCUGCAACGUUGAAAGCGUGCAUAAGGAUCGACUGAAUCUCAAGUGCUUACUCUGCCGCUCGAGACGCGGUGCUUGCUUCCAGUGCUCUCACCAGAAAUGUGCAAGGGCCUAUCACGCUACGUGCGCGGCUGCGGCUGGCGUUUUUGUCGAAGAUCAAGAUAUUCCUGUCUUUGGAGAAGAUGGUAUGGAGUACAAGGAGCAAGCUUUCGAGUUCAGUUGUCGGUUCCACCGAGUGAGGCGGGACAAGAAGACGGAUGGCGACGCCCUGGAAAUGGACACCAACAUUCGAAGCGCAGCCAAGGAGCUCAAGACGGGCGAAAUUUGCCAAUUUCAGUACCUCAAGGGUGAAAUCUUUGCCGGUGUCAUUGUCGAAAACCGCCUGCAGGACGAGACUCUCUUAAUCGAUCUACUUCCUCCGGGUGACCGGUUGGAAGUCGAAUGGAAGUGGCUGGUUCUGCCAGAUCCUGCCGAUUACCACCUUCCGAAGGCAUCAGCAAAGGCUUUGCCCAUGCCAGCUUCCCGCAAGGCCAAGGAUAAACUCAAUACCAAGAGAAUUCAUGCCGAUAAACCAAGAAAGGAUGACUUGUUUGCCGAAGGCUACAGAUGGGCAGAGUUUGAGCUUUAUGAAGCUUCAAACAAGGGACAAGCUAAAGUCGACUUCAACAAGCAAGAUCAGAUUUGGCACUAUAUCGGCAAGACAUCGACAGAGGCGAGGGCACAGUAUACAGAGGACCCUACACAGCAGCGUCACAAUCCCAAGAGCAACUUUUUGGAUACGAUACCCAAGCCUCCCAGGCCAGCCCCUACCUCCAAGCCCAUGUACAACCACCAGUCAUACCUUGCCAAAGCCUUGGCUUACUCUUACAGUCUUGCGGGCAACUACGCCGCGGCAAACGAGCAAGUUUCAUUCGAAAAGCCUUAUAUAUAUAAACCCCGAAAGCCGGCUGAGGCUAAUUUCACGAAGCCCACGACGUUUGCGAAUCAAGGCUUCGCUGCUACCCAUACAUCUUCAGUUGGCUCAGCACCAGUAUUCCACACUUACGAUCAUCAAACGGCGAACUUUCGACCGCAACCCACAUUGACACACAGCACGCCGCAGAACCAGAAUGCGGCACCUGUGGAAAUCAUGCACUACGUUCAGAUGCCCCAGGCGGCAGGAAACUCAUUACCUCAAAGCCGCCAGCCUGCUUACCAAAAGCCUGCCAACACACCAUCUGUUCAACAUAGCAAGCCUGCAUGGCAAGUCCACUCGUCGGUGUAUCAAAAAUACCCCUUCUUUCAAGUGAAUUACAAUCGGGAUUCAUCUAGAUAUCGGACUCCAUACUCUCCGUGGGGUGGCUUUACGAAUGGAUAUGAAGGAAACCUUCGGGCACAUUUGAUGGCAACCCAGCACAAUUCAAUACAAUAUUCGACAUUUGGUGGGACUCCUGGACCCCAAGGGCAUGUGCAACAAGUGCAACAAUCACCGGUAGGGCAGCCAAUACACCCAGUGCACCAAAUGCACCAAGCACAGCAAGUUCAGCAGUCGUCACUCCCGCAGGCACCUAAGCCCAAGCCAGCGCCAGCGCCAGCGCCAGCGGCAAAGCCCUUCAAGGUUGGACUUCCCGCUGCUAUUCAUCUCUCCCUACAAACGACUAAACCAGCUAUGCAGGUUCCAGCAAAGGUGUCUCCAGUGCCAUUGCCACCAAAUGUUCUCGCUGCCAUGGCCAAGGCUUCCGAAAGCCAACAAGCACCAAGACCGGAGCCAAAGCUGCUGAAGGAUGAAUCUCAGCCAACACAGACGCACUCGGUGGAGCCUACACCGCCAUUAAAUCAGCCAUCUGUAAAGCCGUCCGGGUCUGAACCGACGUGGGCAAAUCAACCGCAACCUGCUUUCCCAGCCACUCCUGUUGCGCAACAACAGCACCAUGGACGAGACAACUCGUUAACGCCAGUGGGACUAACACCGCAAGAGUUUACUGAUGUCCCUGGUUCAGAAUCUAUGCAAUUUGUGGAACGGAUGAUGCAGAACUUGCGCAGAGCCUCCAUGAAUGGAGGGACGGACAGGACGGACAUUUAA
Metarhizium acridum CQMa 102 is the source of this 4212-nucleotide messenger RNA. The record is from RefSeq and is a predicted model, not a curated record. Lineage: Eukaryota; Fungi; Ascomycota; Sordariomycetes; Hypocreales; Clavicipitaceae.